GCUGGUGAGUGGUGCCGGUGACAUCAAGCUGACCAAAGAUGGCAACGUGCUGCUUCAUGAGAUGCAAAUCCAACACCCGACAGCUGCGAUGAUCGCAAAAGCAACCACGGCCCAGGAUGAUGUGACUGGCGAUGGCACCACCUCUACUGUGCUCUUUAUCGGAGAGCUGCUCAAGCAGGCCGAUCUGUAUGUCUCCGAGGGUGUGCAUCCGCGUCUUAUUACGGAAGGAUUCGAACAUGCGAGCGCGAAAACUCUUGAACUGCUCGAGAGUUUCAAGCAGUCACCGUCAAUUAAUCGCGAACUGCUCUGUGAGGUGGCACGCACCUCACUGCGCACGAAACUUAGUGAAAAAUUGGCCGAUCACAUUACGGAGUGUGUGGUGGAUGCAGUGCUUGCGAUAAGAGUGGGGGAUGAGCUCCGUCCAGACUUGCACAUGAUCGAACUGCAGGAAAUGCAGCAUGAAAGUGACAUGGAUACAAGAUUGGUCCGCGGUUUGGUGCUCGAUCACGGUGGCCGCCAUCCCGAUAUGCCGAAAACUCUUCGGAAUGCCUACAUCUUGACAUGCAGCGUGUCGCUGGAGUAUGAGAAGACUGAAGUGAAUUCUGGCUUCUUUUACAAGUCCGCUGCUGAACGCGAACGACUCGUUAGUUCCGAGAGAGAGUUCAUUAUGCGACGAGUUCAGAAGAUUGUCGAUUUAAAGAAGAAAGUUUGCGAUGAUGCAGAAAAAAUGGAUGGGAAAAAGCGUGGUUUUGUGGUCAUCAAUCAAAAGGUUUGAUU
This is a messenger RNA of Gongylonema pulchrum, 777 nucleotides long. Lineage: Eukaryota; Metazoa; Nematoda; Chromadorea; Rhabditida; Gongylonematidae. The record is from the annotation of a GenBank genome assembly.